UCAUACGGGGAAAAUGCGAAAAUUGUACGUGGUGGCUGUGUAGAGGUAGGGGUGCGUAGUGAGGCUUCCGGUGAUCCUAGACGAUCUUUGUUCAGUUGGGGGCGUUUUGGCGCCCAACGGCUGUUUGCUGACGACCGCCCGUUACAACCAUAGAAGAAGGCGGAAAUAGAACGAGCUAGCUUUUAGCCGGUUAGCAAAACAACUUUUUCAAAAGUUCCUCGCGGGACCACGGAGCGGUUUUCCCGGAACCCUUCGCCAUAGGAAGGUCGGACUAACCGAGCAAAGAUGCCGGCGGUGUCUAAGGGGGACGGCAUGCGCGGCCUUGCGGUCUUCAUCUCCGACAUCAGGAACUGUAAAAGCAAGGAGGCAGAAGUCAAGAGGAUCAACAAAGAGCUGGCCAACAUCCGUUCCAAGUUCAAAGGAGACAAGGCUCUGGACGGCUACAGCAAGAAGAAGUACGUCUGCAAGCUGCUCUUCAUCUUCCUGCUGGGUCACGACAUCGACUUUGGACACAUGGAGGCCGUCAACCUGCUCAGCUCCAACAAGUACACGGAGAAGCAGAUCGGUUACCUCUUCAUCUCAGUGCUGGUGAACUCCAACAGCGACCUGAUCAGACUGAUCAACAACGCCAUCAAGAACGACCUCGCCAGCCGGAACCCCACCUUCAUGAACCUGGCCCUGCACUGCAUCGCCAAUGUGGGCAGCAGAGAGAUGGCGGAGGCCUUCGCCUCGGAAAUUCCCAGGAUCCUGGUGGCGGGAGACUCCAUGGACAGCGUGAAGCAGAGCGCGGCGCUCUGUCUGCUGAGACUCAACAGGACGUCCCCGGACCUCGUCCCCAUGGAGGAGUGGACGGCGCGGGUGGUGCAUCUGCUCAACGACCAGCACCUGGGCGUGGUCACGGCCGCCACCAGCCUCAUCAUCACUUUGGCCCAGAAGAGUCCGGAUGACUUCAAGACGUCGGUGUCGCUGGCGGUGACUCGCCUCAGCAGGAUCGUCACGUCCGCCUCCAUCGACCUGCAGGACUACACCUACUACUUUGUGGCUGCGCCGUGGCUGUCCGUCAAGCUGCUGCGCCUGCUGCAGUGCUACCCCCCACCCGAGGACACGGCCCUGCGAAGUCGCCUGACCGAGUGUCUGGAGACGAUCCUCAACAAAGCUCAGGAGCCGCCCAAGUCCAAGAAGGUGCAGCACUCCAACGCCAGAAACGCCGUUCUGCUGGAAGCCAUCGCCCUCAUCAUCCACCACGACAGUGAACCCACCCUGCUGGUCCGCGCCUGCAACCAGCUGGGCCAGUUCCUGCAGCACCGGGAGACCAACCUGCGCUACCUGGCGCUGGAGAGCAUGUGCACGCUGGCCAGCUCCGAGUUCUCCCACGAGGCGGUGAAGACUCACAUCGAGACGGUCAUCAGCGCUCUGAAGACGGAGCGAGACGUGAGCGUCCGGCAGCGCGCCGUGGACCUGCUGUACGCCAUGUGCGACCGCAGCAACGCCAGGCAGAUCGUGGCAGAGAUGCUGGGCUACCUGGAGACGGCCGACUACUCCAUCAGAGAGGAGAUCGUGCUGAAGGUGGCCAUCCUGGCGGAGAAGUACGCGGUGGACUACACCUGGUACGUGGACACCAUCCUCAACCUGAUCCGCAUCGCGGGGGACCACGUCAGCGAGGAGGUGUGGUACCGCGUCAUCCAGAUCGUCAUCAACCGGGACGACGUCCAAGGCUACGCCGCCAAAACCGUGUUCGAGGCCCUCCAGGCCCCCGCCUGCCACGAGAACCUGGUGAAGGUGGGCGGUUACAUCCUGGGAGAGUUCGGGAACCUGAUCGCCGGGGACCCCCGCUCCAGCCCUCUGGUCCAGUUCAACCUCCUCCACUCCAAGUUCCACCUGUGCUCCGUCCCGACCCGGGCCCUCCUGCUGUCCGCCUACAUCAAGUUCAUCAACCUGUUCCCCGAGGUCAAAGCCACCAUCCAGGACGUGCUGCGCUCCGACAGCCAGCUGAGGAACGCCGACGUGGAGCUGCAGCAGCGCGCCGUGGAGUACCUGCGGCUCAGCUGCAUCGCCAGCGCCGACAUCCUGGCGACCGUCUUAGAAGAAAUGCCUCCGUUCCCAGAGAGGGAGUCCUCCAUCCUGGCCAAGCUGAAGAAGAAGAAGGGAUCGGGCAAGCUGCCCGAGAACGUGAACGGCAACGCCGAGCUGCACGCCGAGGAGCCUGCUGCCGCCAACAAGGCGUCCCCCCCUCCCCCCACAGAAGUGCUGGCCCUGAACCCGACCCCCCCGGCAGCAGCACAUAGCCUGCUGGUGGACGUCUUUUCAGACCUGUCGGCCCCCACCGCUGUGGCGGAGGACCACCUGUCCAGGUUCGUCUGCAAGAACAACGGCGUUCUGUACGAGAGCCAGCUCCUGCAGGUGGGACUGAAGUCCGAGUACCGUCAGAACCUGGGUCGCAUCUACGUCUUCUACGGCAACAAGACGUCGUCUUCGUUCCUCAGCUUCAGCUCGUGGGUGAGCAGCAGCGACGUCCUGAAGACUCAGCUGAACGUCCACGCCAAAGCCGUGGAGCCCGUCAUCGAGGGCGGAGCCCAGGUCCAGCAGGUCCUGAACAUCGAGUGCGUGACAGAUUUCUCUGACGUCCCCGUGCUCAACGUCCAGUUCAGAUACGCUGGGACUUUGCAGAACAUUGAAGUCAAACUUCCUGUGAUGCUGAACAAGUUUUUUCAGCCCACAGAGAUGACAUCCCAGGACUUCUUCCAGCGCUGGAAGCAGCUUGGAGCACCCCAGCAGGAAGUCCAGAAGAUCUUCAAGGCUCAACAUCCAAUGGAAACGGACGCCGCCAAAGCCAAGCUCCUGGGGUUCGGCGUGGCGCUGCUGGAGGGCGUGGAUCCAAACCCCGCCAACUUCGUGGGAGCCGGGAUCAUUCACAGCAAGAGCGCUCAGGUGGGCUGCCUGCUCCGGCUGGAGCCCAACACGCACGCGCAGAUGUACCGCCUCACCCUCCGGACCAGCAGGGACUCCGUCUCCCAGAGGCUCUGCCAGCUGCUGUCAGAACAGUUCUAGGCUCCGUGCCGCUGUCGCCGCUCUGCUCGCCGUGUUCCAGUCUGGAGAAGAUUUGCUCCGCCGUGGAGUCGCCGUUUUUACCUGCUUGACAUGGAAGCAAAGGUGUUUCUGCACUGAUGUGUCACAGCGUUAAAUGUGUGUGUUUGUGUGUGUUUUCACACUGAGCACCUUAGAAAACUUCCAGCUUUUUCAAACUUCCACAUCGGCUUAGCAGCUGAAGGACUAACGGACGGAAACGUUCAUCCAAAUGUGCAUUUAUACCUUUAGGGAAAAGUAGAAAUACACGACUUGUGUAUUUCUACAUCUGUUGGUACUUUUUUUUUUUACUUUAAAUUGUGUGAUGUGGGCGGGGCUUUUCAUAUUCUGAGCAGGGAUUGGUUAGUGGGAUUUUCUGCUCUCUGUGAUUCUGUACGUUUGAUACUUUCCAGGAGACUCAAACGUGUUCUAGACUAACCACAGUGGGUCUGGGCUCUGGCCCCGCCCCCUCACUAAGGUUUUGACCUUUGGACAUUGGUGAAUGAGUUCAAAUGCGUCCAUCCUUCAGACCUUCAGCAGUGCAGAACGCUGCUGCACAGGACCGUUCUGCAUGUGUCGGAUGGGAGAUUCCAACGUCUUAAAGCACUUCUUCUGUCUUCUGGAGCUUUCACUGCCAAAACGUUUGUCAUUGAGACGCUGAUGUGCCUGGAAGAGAAUCUGAUGCAGCUUCUUCCCUUAAUGUGUCCUUAAGUCUGUUUGGGGCUCCAGGACUUCCCUCAACUUUAUAAAGUUUGGUAAAAAAA
Messenger RNA from Oryzias latipes (Japanese medaka), 3827 nucleotides. NCBI's taxonomy places the organism in Eukaryota, Metazoa, Chordata, Actinopteri, Beloniformes, Adrianichthyidae. The record is from RefSeq and is a predicted model, not a curated record.